AACAGUAACAGUAACAGCAACGAAAAGUAAUAAUAAAAGUUGAGGCAAACAAAACGACAACAACAACAACAAUCGAAAAAGAAGGAAAACGUAAUAAAAAAAAGAUUUGCCACAGCAAAAACAAAGCUGAAAAGGGAAAUGAAUAUGAGGCAAAGUUUUGAAAGUUUAAUUCACGGCGGUGAGGCCUCGUCGGAGCGUCAGUCGUCGGAGGAGGUGCCGGAGUCGACAACAACAGCUGGCGAGGAUGCCGGUGCCUUGGAUGGCGGCGCAGCGGCUGCUGGCGAUGAUGAUUUCACCGAUGACAACAAUUUUGAGUCGAAUCUGCGAAGACGCAAAGGCAAAAUAAUAUCCUGUGCCAAGGAGACAAUUGAGCAUGCUUCCCGCCAACUACGCCGCAAAGUGCCGUACGCCGGUCAUUUGAUGACGCCGCGACGUCUGUGGCUCAACAAAAUACCCACCCAAUGCGACGUGGUCAUUGAAUUUCCCGAGGAUGCGCCAGAUGAAGCACUUCGCUGGCUACUGGCACGAAUACGAUCUCCGCCCCCCGCCGGACUGGGUCUGGUUGUCCAAGUCAAGGCACACGAGAGCACGCGUCGCAAUGCAUUCUAUGUGAGUGCGCCGGUGAAUGUACUUUUCAAAGCCGCCGAGGAUGCACGCCUGCCAAAGCGCCUUCGUCCUGAUUUGGGUGGCGCACUGCGUGAGUUCACAACACGGGAGAGCCACUGCUUCCAGCAGCUGCGCAGCGAUGUGGGCAGCACGGCACUGUUCACAUCACAGGAGCGACAGUGGCUGGUCCUUCAGGUGCUACAGGGUCUGCGCGCCGGCUGCAGUGACAUCGACGCAUUGCAUGGACGCGCCGCAGUGGCCGAGGGUCAGAGCAUUGUGGCUGCUUGGCAGGAGUCGGGCCUAAUAACGCAAGUUUUUCCCCUGCAUGAGACGCGAUCGUUGUCACAACUCCAAACACAUUGGGUUAAACAGAUCUUUGCGCCACAACCGCUGGACGACAUUGCUGCGUAUUUUGGCGUGAAAGUUGCGCUCUAUUUCGCCUGGCUGGGUCACUAUACAUGCGCUUUAGGCGUACCUGCUGUUUUUGGUACGAUUUUGUAUUUCAUACUCUGGGGCAAAGGUCAGACAGCACAGGACAUGGGUCAUGUGCUAUUCUCGCUAUUCAAUGUCGCCUGGGCCUCAUUAUAUUUGGAGGCCUGGAAACGUUACUCUGUGGAACUGGCUUUUCGUUGGGGCACGCUCUCAACGCCGCCGGAGUUACUCGAGCCGCCUAGGCCGCUAUAUAAGGGUCCGCUGGAGGAGAAUAAUGUGACGGGCCGCCUGGAGCCAAAGGAAGCACCCGCUUGGCAGCGUCGCGCCUUUCGCUAUUUGGUCAGCUUUCCCAUCAUUGGCCUUUGUUUGUGUCUCGUGUUUGCCGUCAUGUUCCUCAUGCUGCGCUUUCAGGAUUGGUGGGACUCUAAACUGCCCGAGGAAAGUGUUCUUUGCGCUCUCAGUGUCAUACCAAAAGUGUUACUCGCCGGCGCCAUAACGCUUAUGGAUGAGGCCUAUUUCAAGCUAGCAGUUUGGUUGAAUGAUCGCGAAAACUACCGUCUGCAAUCGAAAUAUGAGAAUCAUUUGAUAGCGAAGGUGGCGCUCUUUCAAUUCGUCAACUCGUUUCUGUCGCUCUUCUAUAUAGCCUUCUAUUUACGUGACGAGGACAAGUUAAAGGAGCAACUGGCCGGUCUGCUCAUUUCGCGGCAAAUUAUAGGCAAUCUGCGCGAAUCCGCCAUACCAUAUUUUAUGGAGCAAUGGAAGCUGGCGAAGCUGAGCUUCAACAUGUGGGGCGCCUUGAGUCCCACACAGCACGCGAAUCGCAGUCUGGCCGGGGAUCUGGCGAAUGCAGCCCAACUAGGUGCGGAUUCAGACACGCCCUCCCCCGCUCAGUCACCGCCGCCGCCGCCGCAACAACAACAAGAAUCCAGCAAACGCAAUAUCGGACAGGCGGAAAUAGAAAGCUCUCUGUACAAGUACGACGGCACCUUUUCGGACCAUUUGGAAAUGCUCGUUCAAAUGGGCUAUGUGGUGCUCUUCUCGGCCGCCUUUCCCCUCGCCGGCGUCUGUGCGCUCAUCAACAAUCUGAUGGAAAUACGCUCGGAUGCCUUCAAGCUGGCGCAUGUGCAUCAGCGGCCAUUUGGACAGCGGGUGGCCAACAUUGGAACCUGGCAGAACGCACUCAGCAUUUUGUCACUGGCCGCUGUCAUUGUCAACUGCGCCCUCAUCGGGUUGUCGGGUCAGGUAUCGCGUCUGUGGCCCGGACUCAGUACGGCGCAGACCAUAAUAUUGAUUGUUACAUUGGAGCACAUCAUGCUGGGAUUGCGCCAAGCACUAACUUGGCUCUUGCCAGAGCUGCCUUCUUGGCUGGCAGCGGAAAUUGCGCGUGCCGAGCAUUGUCGUCGGGAAAUGCAAUGCAAGGGCACCUCGCCGCGUCCCACUCCACCGACCCCCCCAUCGACGACAUCCACACAGCCCGGAGAUGAAUGUGUUGGCUUGGGUGCCGCCCAUAUGGAUAGUGGAGCGAACACCACACAGGAUCAGUCGAUGGAGAGCCAAGUGGCUGAGGAUUUGUUAUAUGGCCAGGAGUUGGCCAACUAUGGACUGCAGCAUCGCAACAUUGAGGCGGAUGUGAAUAUAUAUGAGAAUCGAGAUUCCUCACCAGACUCGCCGCCAUCGCAGACCAGCACAAUACUCAUACGACCGUUGCACGAAUCGACUCCACCACACAGUGGCGCCUCGCUGACCAGUUUGCAUCAGGAUGGCCAUAAUGGCGCUUGUAAGAGUUGUAAGCGCAAGUCGCAAGUCUCCAUACCGGAAAUACCGCCAUUUCUUGGAUAUUCGGUGCGCAAUCUAAGCGCGCUGCCAACACACAGUAGUCAAAGAAUAAAGCAACAGAUCCUAAGCGGCGCUUCUGCCAGCACGCUAGCUCUGAACUCUGCCGCCAGCUAUGCCGCUCGAUCGAUGCAUAUCCAAGAAAUACCGCCAUUUCGUAAGAAAUCCACUGACUCUGCCGAUCACACAGGUAGCAGCAACAGCAGCAGUCCCCAACGCGCCUCCGCGCGUCUACAGCAACAGCAGCAGCAGCAACAACAACAGCAAGUCGGAAAAGUUCCAGAGAUACCACCUUAUAAGACACGAAAGAUAUCUGCGGAGAGUGCAACGCAUUUGCAUAUAACCGAUAAACUGCAUAUUAAGCUCCAUGCUCCCGAGUGGAUGUCACGUUUGAAAGUCAACGACAAUGCCAAUCUACAUAGAAGUAUAGAUUGUAUUGCCAAGGAACUAACAAGCAAUGCAGAAGCAGCGGAUAUUUUAAAGCCGGCACCGUCCUGGAGUAAUGUGGCAUUGAAGACGGGUCUGCCCAGCAGCAGCAACAUUGCCACACCAUCACAACCCACACAUCCGCAACAGCAACAAAUUGUGGCCUCAUCAUCGUCCUCGUCGGGCGGUGGCGGCAGUGUGUUUAGUCCCAGUGGCGCAGGACCUGCCCCGAGCAGCAUUAGCAAUUCACAGUCUCGGCCGAGUGUGGGCGCACUCUCGAAUUCAUCAUCGAGCUCAUCCCAAAAGCAUCAGCAACAGCAACAACAACAACAACAGCAGCAACAACAGCAGUCGCAGAAACAGUCGAAGGAGGAGAAGCAGCAGGAGCAGGAACAGUCGCAGGCUCAAGCAGCCACUGCAUCCACAUCAGCGGGUAAUACCGAUGACGAAGCCAAGGCUGCCGAACUGGCCGCCAAGAAGUCGCGUCUCAAGCAGAAACUGGUCAAGAGUGCACGAUCGGUGGCCAUUUUCUCCUUGAAGCUGAAGGAGCGACGCCAACGGGAGGCUGAGAAGGCGGCUACCAUAGCUGUGGAGCAUGCCAAGGCGCUCGCUAAGCUGCCGCCCAUGCCCCAGCCUGUUGGCGGCGAGCUGUCAUUAAUACCCAUCGAACAGUUAAUACAGAUUGACGAUAUAAAGCCUGCGAUUAAGCCUGCAACGGCAGCAACAACAACGACGACGACGAGCUCGUACUCUGCAGCGACGUCGAGCGCGCAUCAUCAUCAUCAGCAGCAGCAGCAGCCGCAGCAUCAUUAUCAUCAGCAGCAGCAGCAACAACAACAUCAUACGCAUUACACGGAUAAUUAAAGAAUAUAUAUAUAUAUAUAUAUAUAUAUAUAUUAUAUACAUAUAUUGCGAGUAUAUGCAGUUAAUGCCGCUUAGCCUAGCGCACACACUGUAAAUAAUUUUCUAUGCACCCCUCCACUUAUACGACAGUUCUCUAUAUACUUAGUACAUACUCUAUCGAUUUGAUACCCAUGAUAUACCCAGAACAAUGAUAACCCAACAUAUUGAUGAUAUGAGCAAUUUGCUGAAUGUGUGUCUUGUCCAGAGAGUUGGAAGUAAAUACUAGUACUAAUCUCACUCUUAAUGUUUAAAUAACAAUAAAUACUAUGUAACACCUAUUUUUCAAAUACUCGCGCAACUCGGCAAAUCAAACAAAUUAGCAUAAAAGACAAAGUAUAGUACGAGUAUGUAUGUACGAAACGAAUUUUGUUUAGCAUUUAGCAGUUGAAGUUAUUUGUAGUUAAUGUUGCAAAAUGUUGUUGUAUUUGUUUUUCUUUAGCCGCAUUCGUUAUUACAAGUAUGUGUAUUUGCCUUUAAGUUGCCUCAACAAUCAACAUCACUUGACAACGACAAACUGUGACGCGAGCUUGGCGCUAAACUGUCGUCCAUUGUUCCUUCCAUAUACAAAACGAAGAAAUACAAACUCAAAUACGAAUACAAAUAAAUAUAAAAACGAAUAAUUAUAUAAAAAAAGAAGAAAAGAAGUAACAUUGCUCUCGCUUUCAAUCAAUUAAAUAUUUACAAAAAUAAAAGUGCAGCUUUUUAUCAAUUAAGAUUUAAACGAAUACUGUUCAAGUCUGCAACUAUUUUUUGAGUUAUGGCUUUAGCAGAUUAGCGCUGUAAAGUGCAAAUCAAUUAUAUAGAACUAGAUGAUGAAAACGAAACACACUGUAACGAAUGAUAUUUGUACAUAAUGUUUAGCAUAUAAGCGUAAAGAGAAAUUUACAGAAAUUUCAAGUAAAAAGUUUAGCAAUUACUAAAUU
Scaptodrosophila lebanonensis is the source of this 5123-nucleotide messenger RNA. It is a transcript of the gene wwk, whose product is annotated as anoctamin-8. Lineage: Eukaryota; Metazoa; Arthropoda; Insecta; Diptera; Drosophilidae. Gene Ontology annotation, cellular component: plasma membrane. Gene Ontology annotation, molecular function: chloride channel activity. The transcript has 17 exons. Bases 139 to 4161 code for a protein of 1340 amino acids. Gene Ontology annotation, biological process: chloride transmembrane transport. The record is from RefSeq and is a predicted model, not a curated record.